Vombatus ursinus (common wombat) is the source of this 4813-nucleotide messenger RNA. RefSeq names its product solute carrier family 1 member 4 (gene SLC1A4). The transcript is spliced from 8 exons. The record is from RefSeq and is a predicted model, not a curated record. Lineage: Eukaryota; Metazoa; Chordata; Mammalia; Diprotodontia; Vombatidae. Gene Ontology annotation, cellular component: plasma membrane. The coding region runs from base 169 to 1773 and encodes 534 amino acids. Gene Ontology annotation, biological process: L-glutamate transmembrane transport; L-serine transport. Gene Ontology annotation, molecular function: L-alanine transmembrane transporter activity; L-aspartate transmembrane transporter activity; symporter activity.
GUUCCUGCCCCCGCGGGCCCGCUAGGAAGGAGGAGGACGAAGCUGCGUGCGCUCCCCGCUUCGCCCAGCCCUUCUUAACCAGUCCUUUGGGAAAGCAUCCCCGGGGAUCUCCAGUCCUCUUUCCCAGCCGCGGUCCGGGAUCGGCCCCGGUGAAGUCACCCGGAGAACAUGGAGAAGAGCAACGAGACCAACGGAUACAUCGAGGGCAAGGAGCCGGCCCCGGAGCCGGGGGCGGCCAAGGCCGGCGCGCCUGGGCGGGCGCGGCGCUGCUGGGGCUUCCUGCGGCGCAACGCGCUGGUGCUGCUGACCGUGUCUGGGGUGCUAGCGGGCGCCGGGCUGGGCGCGGCGCUGCGGGGACUGGAGCUGAGCCCGGCGCAGGCCACCUACCUGGCCUUCCCCGGGGAGAUGCUGCUCCGCAUGCUGCGCAUGGUAAUCCUGCCGCUCGUGGUCUGCAGCCUGGUGUCGGGCGCGGCCAGCCUGGACGCCAGUUCCCUGGGCCGCCUGGGGGGCAUUGCGGUCGCCUAUUUCCUGCUGACCACGUUGGGCGCCUCGGCGCUAGCGGUCGCCCUGGCUUUCAUCAUCCGGCCGGGAGCCGGCGCCGGGGCCCUCCUGUCUAGCGAUCUGGGGUUGGAGAGCUCAGAAGCACCCACUGUCACCAAGGAAACUGUAGAUUCGUUUCUUGACCUGGUCAGAAACCUGUUUCCAUCUAACCUCGUGGUAGCUGCAUUCCGCACGUACGCAACUGACUACAAGAGAGUCAUCCAUAAUACGACCUUUGGAAACAUCACUUUAGAAAAGUCCUUUCAGGUCCCUUAUGGCACAGAGAUCGAAGGGAUGAAUAUCUUGGGCUUGGUCCUCUUUGCCCUGGUCUUGGGAGUGGCCUUGAAGAAACUAGGCUCAGAAGGAGAAGAGCUGAUCCGUUUCUUCAAUGCCUUCAAUGAGGCAACAAUGGUGCUAGUGUCUUGGAUCAUGUGGUAUGUUCCUGUAGGUAUUAUGUUCCUUGUUGGAAGUAAGAUUGUAGCAAUGAAAGACAUUGUCACCUUGGUGACCAGCCUGGGAAAGUACAUCUUUGCGUCAAUUCUGGGUCACAUCAUCCAUGGAGGGAUUGUUCUGCCACUCAUUUAUUUCGUUUUCACACGGAAAAACCCAUACCAAUUUCUUCUUGGACUCCUCACACCAUUUGCAACAGCCUUUGCAACCUGCUCUAGCUCAGCAACCCUCCCAUCCAUGAUCAAGUGCAUUGAAGAAAAUAAUGGCGUAGAUAAAAGGAUCAGUAGGUUCAUCCUUCCCAUUGGGGCCACCGUGAACAUGGAUGGGGCAGCCAUUUUCCAGUGUGUGGCGACUGUGUUCAUCGCCCAGCUUAACAAUGUGGACCUGAAUGCAGGACAGAUCUUCACUAUUCUGGUGACUGCCACGGCUGCCAGCGUUGGAGCAGCGGGAGUACCAGCGGGAGGCGUUCUCACCAUCGCCAUCAUCCUGGAAGCCAUUGGGCUGCCCACUCAUGAUCUUUCCCUGAUCCUCGCAGUGGACUGGAUUGUGGACCGUACCACCACCGUGGUGAAUGUAGAAGGGGAUGCCCUGGGUGCUGGUAUCCUCCAUUACCUGAACGAGAAGGCAACAAAGAUGGUGGACCAUGAACUCAGCGAGGUGAAAGUAGAGGCGGUCCCCAACUGCAAGUCUGAGGAUGAGACCUCCCCUCUGGUGACCCACCGAAACCCAGCCCCCACUCCGGCCAGUGUCCCUGAGUUAGAAUCCAAGGAGUCAGUCCUGUGAGCAAUGGCGAAGCCUCAUGCUGGGCCCACCAGAGGUGGUGUGCCAGUGGGUGGGCCCUGUCACAUCUGGACCAAGCACCUCUUGGACCUUUGUGCCUCCCAAGGGAUGCUUUGGGAUGACACCUUAGACGAUUUGUGUUACUUAGUGUGUGCCCUUGGGCUUCCCAGUGGAACCCAUUUAUCUUGAACCGGAACAAACACUUCCAUAUUUCUUGCUAUUCAUGUACAGAUGCCGCUCUGUGUAUGUACGUGUGUGUGUGUGUUUGCUCUUGUGUGUGCAUACAUGUGAAUACCCACUUCUAAACAUCAUCCCCAAGACCUACCACCAGCACAUGUCGAUUAAAUCUUAGAAAAGAACAGAUAUAUUUUCCACUGAAACCUAGUUAGCUAUGUGGGAAGGGCUGCCCUCCCACAAACCUGGAAGAUAUGUGGAGGUGGGGAGGCAGGGUAUUGGUUAGAGUGUCCCCAGGGACUCCCUAAUAUUGUCUAAUGAGUCAAAGCAAACAAAAAAAUUGGCUUUCUCCCCUCUUGUCUCUCCCACUUCCCCUUCCAACCUCCCCAGCAAAUGGAGUCACUAAACCAGGAGCAUUCCAGUGUCAUUUGGAGAGGUUGUACCAUAAGAUGAGUGCAUGUGGCUUCUGUAUCCAUGGUCAUGCUGUGCCAAAUGAAAGCCUACUCACUGAGCUUCAGCAUGGCUCACACGCCAGUCAGUGACAUGGGGUCUCUAGUCUUCUAGGGAGACAGAGGUAGACUCCCUUCUCGCCCAGAGUGCCGACUAGCUCGGUCCACCCUCGACACCUGUCAAAGCUGAUCGCUUCCCUGAGGUUGGCAAGCUAUUUUGGCAAUGCUGCCGCUGUAUGUCUGGUAAUUAAUUCUGGUCUGACAGGUCACAGGAUCACACUCUCUGUGGUGCUGUAUCCAUGGUGUAAUGUCAGCUGUCUCAUUUAGGGGUGUGUGUGUGAGAGAGAGAGAGAGAGAAAAUUAUGUAUUUCAUCCAAGUAUUUUAAUUCUGCUACUGCAUUCCUUAGGGUGACACAUUGCCAGGCACCACCAGAGACCAAGAAAGGGUACGGGUAAUCCCAGGUCCCCUUGCUUUGAUCUGAGUUGGCUGUUUUGAGUGGAAGCUAAUGUACUUUAGAAGGAAAUGAUGGGAAAAAUAAUCAGAAACUGAACAAUAUGCCCUGAAUUCCUCCAGUGAUGUAUUGGCUCCACCUGAAUCCAACUUUGUGAGAGGUUUUGGUACAUUGAGCAAAGAAGGCAAGGUAUUCCUAUUAGAAAGAAUUAGACUCAAGAGGGAGGAGACCACAGAUUUACUUCUGACUUUGGUACUUCAUCUUUGUGUGACCUUGGGCAAGUCAUUGUGCCUCAUUCUUCUCCCCUCCCUCCCCAGUCUGUACAAUGGGGAUGAUGAUACGUGUCUUUAACCUACCUCACAGGGAUUUGGUGAGGCCAGCUGAGUUCAUCUAAGAAAAGACCACUGAGCUCUUUUAAAGGAAAUAUCCGGGAGGUAGUUAUAUUUAAUGGCCAAGUGAUGUCCAAACAGGCAUCAAUCCUAGUCAUUCAGACUGAUUUUUAUAAGCAGAGCUUUGUUCCGUGUUGUGUGUAUGUGUAUGUGUGUAAACACAAACCUCCAUUGUGUUUCAUGAAAUUUUGUUUUAUGCUUUUUAUAAUGAGUUCAAUCGAAUCUGUUGCUGGAUAUUCUUAGUAAUGCAAGGUUUCAUCUCAUUAAUUCAUUGUCAUUCUCCCCUACCCCCUUGGUUUCUCUUCACUGGAGUGAAUGAAAGGGCAGUUUUGUAAUACCUGGCUUUGCUGAAGCUCACAGUUAAGAACAGUAAUUAGGUGGGCCCCAUUUCCCAACUCAAACUGGUCCAAAUUCAGCCCUGGUUUUCUCCCUGUCCUUCUCACGUACCCUAAAGCUACAGGGGAAGGGCAAGCUUUCACAAAGAUGCACUGUAUCUCCAGUGCUUAGAACAGUGCCUGGCACAUAGUAGGUGCUUAAUAAGUGUUUAUUGAGUGAUUGAUUGAUUGAAAGGAGUAGAGGGGAGGAUGAUAGGACAGGGAGAAUCCAUCCCUCCCUCCUCCACAUAUCCUCUGUCUUUGUGUGUACUCUGGACCUUUGUAUAUGUGUGUACUUCUGCCCAGGCAGAAGGCAAGGAAGGAACCAGGGAGCAGGUAGAGGUGACAAGCAAUUCUUGGUUCCCCCAUACUCCAGAGAAAAGCCCUCUCGUCUAGCUGACUUGAAGCCAGCUUAGCUGAACAGUGCUCUCCUGAAGCUCUGUGACAGCCAAGGCCAGUGCCUUAAAUGGGGAAAGGCAAGCAAGGUGCAGGCACGUUUUUCUCUCUCUUGGGCAUAGAGGAGCUCACUGCUAGUGUCCUGGACUCAAAGGGGAAGAGACUCUAGUGGUUUUUAAACGAUUAAAUCUUCCCUUCCUGUUCCCCACUCUUCCUGCCCCAAAAAAGUAUGUUGUGUGCACACUGGUGGUUUGCUUUUUGUUUUAGUUAACCAUUGAAAAACAGUUUCUAUCUAUUUAGCUCAUCCUUGCUUGGACUUUGGUCCAAACUGCUACAGAAAUGAAUGGCCAGAUGCCCUGAUUUGGUCCCCAAUUUCCUCUUUCAUUCACUCAUUCAGCCAAAGGCAAUUAUGUUGUAGGAAGGAAAAAGCAGAGCUGGAAAAAUGAAACCUAAUCAUAUAAUAUGACAGUGCCUGUCCCUAGAAGCUGGGGGGGAAGAGAAGGGAAGUUAAUCUACUCAGUUAAUCAGCCCUCUUUGAGACACUGAAAGGAAUGAGAAUUGACAACUUCUUUGUGCUUUUGUCUGGCUCAAGCCUGUCAGGAGGUUUUUUGGUAGAAGAUGUACAACUAGAAUUAAGACAUCACUCUCUGGGUGCCCAUGACAAGGUCUUCCUACUUGUCCUUUUCUGAUAUUUGUUGUAAAUGGUGGUCCUUUCUAAUGGCUUUUUUGUGUAUGCGUGUGCUUAUGUAUGUCACUUGCCUUAAAACAGAGCACAGUCUUUGGCAACAAAUACAUGGUAUCUACUGGUU